Pseudophryne corroboree (corroboree frog) is the source of this 2602-nucleotide messenger RNA. RefSeq names its product E3 ubiquitin-protein ligase TRIM39-like. The coding region runs from base 35 to 1702 and encodes 555 amino acids. Lineage: Eukaryota; Metazoa; Chordata; Amphibia; Anura; Myobatrachidae. The transcript has a single exon. Gene Ontology annotation, molecular function: zinc ion binding; protein binding. The record is from RefSeq and is a predicted model, not a curated record.
CUUCAACUUACUUUUUUCUCUACUGUUACCAGCGAUGGCGUCUGCUGAUCUGAGACAGGAGCUGGACUGUUCUCUCUGUCUGAAAAUGUAUACAGAUCCUGUAACCCUGAGAUGUGGCCACAACUUCUGCCGGGUCUGUAUUGAUCGUGUGCUGGAUACACAGGAGGGGGCUGGAGCUUAUACCUGUCCUGAAUGCAGAGCAGAGUGUCAGGAGCGUCCUGCACUGCGGAGGAACAUAACGCUGUGUAACAUAGUGGGGAGGUUCCUGUCUACUCGGCCAGAUCAGGAGGAGACUGGGAUCUUCUGCACUUACUGUGUGGACUCUCCUGUACCUGCUGCUAAAUCCUGUCUGCUGUGUGAGGCUUCUCUGUGUGAUAAACACCUGAGAGUACACAGCAAGUCAGCAGAACACGUCUUAUGUGAUCCCACCACUGCCCUGGGGAACAGGAAAUGCUCCGUCCAUAAGAAGAUCCUGGAGUAUUACUGCACUGAGGAUGCUGCCUGUAUUUGUGCGUCCUGCUGUCUGAUUGGGAAACACAGAGGACAUCAGGUGGAGUCUCUAGAUGAGGCCUUUGAGACCAAGAAGGAGAAGCUGAGGAAUGUUCUGCAUAAACUGACCACAAAGAGAGAGGAGACUGAGAAAAGAGUCCAGAGUCUGCAGGAGCGCAGGAGAGAAUAUCAGGGAAAAGCAGCUGAUGUAACAGAGACAGUCACUGCCCAGUUUAGAGACAUCAGGAGACAGCUGGAAGACCUGGAGAAGAAAGUCCUGAGUGAGAUCUCUGGACAGGAAAAGUGUGUUUCUCUCUCGCUCUCUGAUCUGAUCCAGCAGCUGGAAAUUAAGAUGGACGAUUUGUCCAGGAAGAUGCGUCACAUUGAGGAGCUGUGUAACAUGUCUGACCCAGUGACUGUCUUACAGGAACCAGACACAGGGGACUUGUGUGAUACGGAGGACAGAAAGAGACAUUAUGUAGAGGUCCAUGAUGUAGAAGACCUGAAUGUGGAUCUAAUCGCAGGAACAUUGCACACAAGAUUAUCUGAUAUACUAGCAGCUAUAAAUACAGUGAUCUAUAUGCAGGAACCUACAGACAUAUUACUGGAUGUAACCACAGCUUCCAAUAAUAUACAGAUUUCAAGUGACCUGAAAACUGCAUCCUGGUCACAGAUAAACCAGAAUCACCCAGAAACACCAGAGAGAUUUCAUUUUCCUCAGGUAAUAAGCACCAGGGGAUUCUCCUCAGGGCGACAUUACUGGGAGGUGGAGAUCAGUAACUGUACAUCAGGUUGCUGGAGAGUAGGGAUGUGUUACCCCAGUAUUGAGAGGAAAGAAAGACCAUCACUCCUUGGAGGAAAUAACAAGUCUUGGUGUUUGUGUAUGAGGGGGUAUAAUAAGUGUAUGCAGUGGUAUAAUCAGUACUCAGUGAUGCAUGACAGUAAAGAAAUUAAAUUACCUGAAAAUAUUCCCUAUGAUAGAGUGAGGGUAUAUCUGGAUUAUGAGGCAGGACAGCUGUCCUUUUAUUCUCUGUGUGACCCCAUCAGACACUUACACACCUACACUGCCGCCUUCACUGAGCCCCUCCAUGCUGCAUUAGGUGUAGGAAUUGGUUGUAUCAAAAUAUCUGGGGGAGUAAGGAGAAAUGAUAAUACAUCCACCCAGGUGCUGGUGAAAUCAGAGGAAAUGUCAUUUGAUGGAUGGAACAUAUAGCCAUUAGAAAGUGGUGAGUAGACCUACAGAUGACCUCCUACUAUGUUCUAUAAACAGUAUUCUUGAAUAUGUUCCAUUGUUGCUGUUUUAUUCUAAACACAGUGUGGGACUGGAGCAUGAAGGGCCCACCGGGGAUAUGCAGUGGUAUGGGCCCAUGAUUAGAGGUGUGGUCAGCCUCCAAAGAGGGUGUGGCCAGCCACCAGAGAGGUUUAGCUAACCAUUAUAGAGUACCUGAUCUGGACUCCUUGAUAAUUUAUAAAUUAAUGCUAGUGCAUGAAUGAUAAUGUGCCAGAUUAAUGACAGCAAUGUUCUGUAGAGAAUACACCAUAAUCCUGUGCAGUAUUAUUAUUAUUAUUACCAGUUAUUUAUAUAGCGCACACAUAUUCCGCAGCGCUGUACAGAGAUAUAAGGUAACAUAUGUUUCCCCUGUACCCCGGUGGGCCAGUCCGAGCCUGUCCAAACAUAUCAUACUUACCUUCUCUCUCAGAACUUCUGGGAGACGCCUUCUAUGAGAAUCAUCUAGUUUCUGUCCUGUUCCCUUCUUGAUAGACUAGCAGCAUCGCACAAUGAGGGGGUGGGGCCUAAUGAUGUGAAGCGCUAAUCCCCUCCCCCACCACCACUCCUCCUUGGGCUUUUCCCAAAGGGGUCAACUCAAAAGUAUACAAGUAUGAAAUAUAUAAAUGUACAUUUCUCCAUCUUUGAGUCACUGAGAGCUGUGAUUGGCUAACCUGUCUGUCAUCCUGUGUGUACCCGGCUAUUGUAGUCAGUGAUAAGCUGCUAUUGUUACAACUAGUCCUGGAAACAGGAAGAAAUCAAUUGAAAAAUGUCAGAAAUAAUCAUAAAUAAAUAAAUAAAUAAAAAGCGUAUAAAGCCUUAUCCUGAGUACGACGUGACUAUAAA